Molecule: messenger RNA, 2186 nt
Organism: Lagenorhynchus albirostris (white-beaked dolphin)
Lineage: Eukaryota; Metazoa; Chordata; Mammalia; Artiodactyla; Delphinidae
Gene: TOP6BL
Product: TOP6B like initiator of meiotic double strand breaks
Exons: 17
Coding region: 113-2095 (660 amino acids)
Biological process (GO): reciprocal meiotic recombination; meiotic DNA double-strand break formation
Source: RefSeq, a predicted model, not a curated record
GGACGGCGUCGCGUGGCCAGGCGUAGGCGUGGGCGUGGGCGUGGGCGCGGGCGGAGGUCGAAUCCCUGGCGGGCGCCCAGCGAUUGGGCGUCGCUACUGCUCGCCGCGCGGAAUGGAGGGGACGGCCGUGGCUGUCUGCGAGAUACUGAAAUAUUUAAUUAUUCACUGGAAGUGUGAAACAGCAAGAAUACCAAAGGGAGCAUUGCUAGAAGGAGAGCUAGUGAUUUCCAUAGAAGCAUUAAAUUCUAAGCACCAGGCAAAUACCCUUCAUUGUGUAACAACUAUUGCUUCUGCAGGAAGCAUUUUUGGCGGUUUGGUCCUCAAGAAGAUCCUAAAAGAAAUACAGUCUAUACUGCCUGGACUCUCUGCAGAGCUGAGCUGGACUUCAGAGGAAACCAGCUAUUCUCAGGACGUGUCAGGGGUAACACCCUUCCAGAUGAUUUUUGAGGUUCAUGAAAAGCCCAGAACUUUGAUGACAGAUAGCCUGGUUAUAAAGAAUUUUUUACGCAAAGUCAUCACUGUGCUCCCCAAGAUUAGAUUUAAUUUUAGUGUAAAGGUGAAUGGAAUCCUCUCCAUGGAGAUCUUUGGGGCAGAGAAUGAACCUACUUUGAACCUGUCAAAUGGAAUUGCGCUUGUCAUAAACCAUCAGCAUUAUGUGAGUACACCAAAAUUUGGUGCAACUGAAUUACUCUGCAGCAGAAUCCAUCCCGUGCUAGGACAUCCAGUCAUGCUCUUCAUCCCUGAUGACGUGGCUAAAAUGGGCUUGUUGGGGGAGCUGAUACUGACUCCAGCUGCUGCUCUCUGUCCUUGCCCAAAGGUCUUUUCCAACCAGCUGAAUAGGAUUUCUUCAGUAUACAUAUUUCUAUAUGGACCUUCAGGUCUGCCUCUGAUAUUGCUAAAUCCAGAGCAGCCAACUUCUACUAUCUUCAAAGAUACCUCUUAUUUCAUUAACUGGAAGAAACACCACUUGUGUAUGGUGCCCAAUUUGGAUUUCAAUUUAGAUAGAGAUUUGGUGCUUCCAGAUGUGAGUUAUCAGGUGGAAUCCAGUGAGGGGGAUCAGACUCAGAAUAUGGACCCCCAGGGACAAACUCUGCUGCUUUUUCUCUUUGUGGACUUCCACAGCGGAUUUCCAGUCCAGAAAAUGGAACUCUGGGGAGUCCACACUUUGCUCACAACUCAUCUCAGUGCCAUUCUCACGGAGAGCCACAGUGUGGUGCAAGAUUCCAUCCAGGUCGCUGUGGACCAGGCCUUGGAGCAGCAUCACCAUGCUGUCAAGGCUCAUCAGAAACUACAGGCCUCACUCUCAGUGGCUGUGAAUUCCAUCAUGAGUAUCAUGACUGGAAGCACCAGCAGCAGCUUCCGAAAGACAUGCCUCCAGACGCUUCAAGCAGCUGACACACAGGAAUUUGGGACCAAGCUGCAUAAAUCAUUUCAUGAGAUCACCCAGAACCGAUUUCUUCACCACUGCUCACGUGAGGUGAAGCAGGCGGCAGAAGGGGGUUCUUCCUUAACAACAGGUGUGUGCUCUUCUCAAGAGUUCGGAUCUCCUUCAGAACCCAAUGUCUCCGGCGAGCAAGUCGACGGGAGGAAGUGCCUAAGUAUGGGCCCGGCCGGGUGGCGGCAGGAGCCGGGCUCACGGUGUGCCUCCUUGGGGCUUCGGACUUGCGGAUCCAUCGGCGUGGGCCUAUGGCUGGCGCUCAGGGUUGCGGACCCGCGGCUCCUUCUCGGCCUUCCGGGUCCAGAGGCAGAGGCUGGUGUCCAGCAGCUGCUCCCAGAGAAAAAUAAUGCAGAGCAGAGCACAGAGGAUGCACAUGAGAACAGCAGCCUGGAGCUCCUUGCAGGGACCAGCGGGCAAGUAGAAAACAAGAGUCUCAAAAGAGGCAGCCUCUGCCAAGGAGUGGAGGAGACGCGGGCUUUCCGCUCCCCUCGGGCCCUGAACCCGUCAGAGGCCGCCUUGGGCUGCGCGGAACCCACCGCGGCUCCCCUGACCCCUAGCAGAAACAGGACGGGACCCAGGAGCGGCCUGGAGGACGCGCUGUGGCUGCAGGAAAUCUCCAAUCUGUCCGAGUGGCUAAGUCCCGGCUCUGCGUCCUGAACCGGACCCCCUCCCGCCGCCUCCACGUCUGCCCCGCCGCUGCCGGGGCCGCAUGUUGUCUGUAGUUCAAUAAACCUACUCUGCGCGCGCA